Molecule: messenger RNA, 300 nt
Organism: Diatraea saccharalis (sugarcane borer)
Lineage: Eukaryota; Metazoa; Arthropoda; Insecta; Lepidoptera; Crambidae
Source: the annotation of a GenBank genome assembly
AUGUCUUCUUGGCGAAAAGGAUUUAAUGGUUUCGAAUGUGUCUUGAGAGCUAUAUGUGAGGUAGCGCAAAACACUGUCGAAGAAGAAGGGUUAGUAGGAGAAAUCAUUCAUAUUUUGCUAAAACCAGACUACGGGAGAUCGCCGUUUGAUGAAAAAGAUCCGGACUGGGAAGAGAACAUGGCUCCUUAUACAGAUGCAGCAACUGCUGGCAGGCAGAUGUUCAACUGUGCCUACGUCUAUAACGGUUGUCCAGAAGGUCAAGGGAUCAUGGAGCUUAUAUCUAUAUUAAGAGAUGAAUAA